AUGGCGUCGCAGCUGGAAGGGGCCAUGGAGACGCUCAUCAACGUCUUCCACCACUACUCGGGCAAAGAGGGGGACAAGUACAAGCUGAGCAAGAAGGAGCUGAAGGAGCUGCUGCAGAGUGAGCUGGGCUGCUUCCUGGAG
Messenger RNA from Eurypyga helias (sunbittern), 141 nucleotides. Its product is annotated as protein S100-A1-like. The record is from RefSeq and is a predicted model, not a curated record. The annotation marks the transcript as partial. The transcript has a single exon. Lineage: Eukaryota; Metazoa; Chordata; Aves; Eurypygiformes; Eurypygidae. Gene Ontology annotation, molecular function: S100 protein binding. Gene Ontology annotation, cellular component: sarcoplasmic reticulum.